Asterias rubens (European starfish) is the source of this 3249-nucleotide messenger RNA. RefSeq lists its product as uncharacterized. NCBI's taxonomy places the organism in Eukaryota, Metazoa, Echinodermata, Asteroidea, Forcipulatida, Asteriidae. The record is from RefSeq and is a predicted model, not a curated record. The coding region runs from base 224 to 1867 and encodes 547 amino acids. The transcript is spliced from 10 exons.
GAACAAUUUUUUCACAAGCUUGCAUCAUCGUCUGUGUCUGUCUGUCGUCUGCGCGACUCGCCUUGUUAUAAAAAACGAACAAACUCCAACAAACUGCCACUUUUUAAAGAAAACAACAAUCAUGAGACGUCACAGGUGACACAGUUUGGAAAACGAAGCUCAAACAGCUUCACCUUCAAUUAAAAAGUAGAUGUACUUCAGCUAGACGGAACAGAUUCACACCAUGCCUCCCACCUCAAGAGGCAAAGGAAAGCUGCGGGGACGAGGGCGUAAGCUCUUCAUGGGGCAGAGCUCAUUUGAGCGUCAUUAUGAUGCCCAUGGGAAGAAUCGAGACAAGUAUGUAGCCAUCCUGACCGUGCUACGACGAAGUGGAGUAGAGCUGUCUCUAGCAACAAAGACUCACGCUCUUGCGUCGGCCUGGGCUCACAACGAUCAUGACCUGGUAGACAGUUUACUGGCCAACUCCAAGGAGUUUGGCCUGGUUGAGAUCUUGAAGGCUGCCACCAUGCUGGACUCUGGUAGGAAGAUUAGGGAGUGGGAGAAGAAACUCAAGUUGCAGGAGAUGAAUCCCAAGAAAGGGCAGAGUCGUCAGAGAAGGGCAGUUGCGAAGAUUAAGGUUGCUAUCAAGAAUCUCAUCAUCUAUAAACCAAAGUUUGGAUCUUUGAGUGGCUCGGUAGCUCGACGCAUCAAACAGUGGGCAUCCAGUAUUUCAACUGUCAAUCUGGAGUUCUUUGCUCUUCAUCUCCCUAAGGAACCCUGGAAGAAACUGUCUGACCUUGUGCACUUCAAUCCCGAGAAGGACUUUGCUAACUUGCCGUGGUUCCUGCCUUUUUGCUAUGGCAAGCGAGCCCCCAUAGAUUCAAUGGUACAGAACUGCAGUAGAAUGACCCACACCAACGUCAACGGUCUAUUGCUGCUGUACAACGUCCCAUACGCUCACGUCAAGACAUUUAAGGACAGUCUGAAUGAGGAGUCUAAGGAACUCAUCAGCAGGAGGGAGGCCAUGCUGGACACAUUGCUUUGGUAUUAUGAGGAUCUUUGCUGCCCUGCUGUAGAUAUGGUUAUCGAAGAGAGGUUGAGGGCUGAUGAGCCAGUCAAUCUCCCCUACGGCAAACUCAUGGAGCGACUGCUCACCAUCAAGGUCAUGCGAGAAGAAAAAUUGAAGUCCGAAAGGAAGGUAGUUGCUACAUUCUAUCAUCUGCUGCUCCCUAUUGCUGAAAGAAGGCUUUUGGAAAUCAAGAUGAGCAUUGACGCUCCGGUGGUAGUCAUCGGAGAUCGCUCUCAGUCCAUGGCCAUCGCUGUACAGACCAGUACCAUCAUUGCUAGCCUCAUCUGUGCCAUCGCUAAGGCCGAGUUGUGCUUCUUCAAUCGGACCAACCACCACCCACCAGUUAUGCCUAGAACUAUCGAAGAGGUUCUCCACUUGGCGACGACUUUGAGCGCAGUGGGAGGGACAGCCCCUGCUGCUAGUCUCUUGCCCUACUACACAGAGAAGAAAGUUUGUAAGACAUUCAUCAUGGUCACAGAUGAAGAGGAGAAUGAUCCAAUCUUCAUUGACUUCAACCGAUACUUUUUUGCCGAUCUCUUUGAGAGGUACCACAAGGAAGUCUACCCCGCCAGGCUGGUCUUCAUCUCAUUCCUCAAGCAGCAACACACCACAGGGAAGAUGGUGAAGAAGCUCCAGGCCAAGGGCUUCAAGCCGCUUCAGUUCCACCUGGACGACCAGCGCCCCGAUCUGCUCAAGCUCAGUAACCUUCUUGGAACGCUCGCCAGCGAAAGCGAGGAUUUCAACGAUAGGGUGGUCGAGGUGGAGAGUGAACUACAGAUAGAAGGAACCAAGAAAGCGAUGGCCAAAUUGGUCGUAUAGACACAACCAGCCUCAUAUUUAUAUGCAGUGCAGUUUAUGCAAAUCAAUUUUUUACUGAUGUACUUUGUGUGGAUGCUAGCAGCAGGUGGUGUAUGUUGGCAGUCCUAAACAAUAUCUGUUUAGUCAAUGACCAGUGAUUAACCAACGGCCAACAAUUAUCGGCGCUGUGCUCAACUUGCACAAACUUACGUAUAUGUUUGCUACAAUAUGCAAGUGGGACCAAUUAUGCGAGCACAAAACUCACUUGCGAGGAAACAGUCAUACUAUUUUCUUUAAACAUCAAUAGGAUCCUAUUUCAAUUCAAAAAGAAGCUCUGCCCUCAACAUCUGCAUAAUAUACACCACUAAAGUACACUUUCAAAUAGAUUUAUUUUACAACAAAAUGUUUUCUACCCACCUUCUUGCCUUCUUAUAAAUGUAUGGCCAUUUAUAAAGCACCCACGAAACCCCCUGCAGUAUGUUCGCUGCUUGGUUGCUUAUGUUGCAAUUGUUGGCAUCAAGAUACAGUGGUUAGUUUUGCGCUAGUGGAAGCCACCACUUGUUAGUCAAUUGUUCUCGGAAACGUCUACGACAGUAUGAUCUCAGAUCUAUGUACAAUGCAGACAAUGUGCAAAACAACCGGGAAAAAAAAUUGAAACUGUAAUCAUAACACUAUGCUGUGGAUAUUGUAUGUAUAACCAAUUUUUUAGUUUGAAAAGAAGAUUUAUUUGCUUACAAAAGUUUAGUCUACAUCAUGAUGCAAAGUUAACAUCUAUAUGUAAUACAUUUAUGUUGUUUUCUGGUACACAAGCGACUUGCACAAGUCUAUUGUAAAUGCAGCAUUCAUUGUUGAAUACUUCAGUUUUUAAAUCUAACAAUUUUAGAAACAACGAAUUGUAACAUAACUGCUAAUCUAUUAUUAAUAAAGAGACUAUAAUUUGUAUUAUAAUAAACCCUUUUAAAAUAUAAGUUUUCAAUAUAAUAUACAUAUUAUUAGAAUAGCUUUUUAUUUUAACAUAAAUAAGUAAAACUAUACCUUAAAAAGGUUUUUGUUCACUUAUAUUAUAUAUUUAUUACUAUUUAAUUUAUUAUUAAUAUUUUUUGUGCGCAUUCAUUUUAUUUUAUUGUUGUUAAGGGUAGGGUAGCUGUCAAGUGUAAGUACAUUAUCAGAUCAGAAUUAUCGCUGGUAAUGUUGUUUAAAAUAUGGAUGGGAUGGUAAAUAACUAAAAAAAUAAUCAUUAUUUUUAUAUCUGUGGAGUAAAAUGGCCCAGCAUUCAUAAAUACUUGGUCUUAACGAUGGGAUGUCAAUCUGUGGAAGCUAGUGCAUAACUCAUUAAAGACAGUGGACACUAUUGGUAAUUGUCAAAGAGCAGUCUUCUCACUUGGUGUAUCUCAUGAUAUACA